GGAAUUUCCCAGACGACGAAUGACGAGUUAAGUUACGGGUUAUUUAUUUACUACAAGCACUUCACAUGAAGUUCAUUCAUUCAAAAAAUCUUCCAACAUGGCAAAGCUGGUAAAUCACAGUUUGCUACGGGAGGUCAGGAGAUGUUUUCGGGAUCCUCGAUUCCAGUCACAGCUUUCUCCUUUACGAGCAAUCGCUAACAGUGCAGUAGACCCUGGCCAAGUUCGAGCGGGCUCGGGCAAUGCCUGCUGUGAAUCUGCACCCCACCCGGAGACUACAGGAAGCGGCUGGAGCACUUACUCUACACGGGCAGACCUGUUCAAGGCAGUUUGUGCUAUCGCUUUGGGGAUCGGCGGGGCCGCUUUGCUUUAUUCCAGGCGACAGGGUGAGAAACAGCCGCAGAAGGAGAAAAGUGAAGGCGGCGUAAGGAGUUCAGUAUUUGAACACAUCCUACCUACAGCCCGGUGUGCUUCCCCGUUCAAACCAGACAGCCCUCGGUACAAAUACAACUUCAUCGCUGACGUGGUGGAAAAAUCAGCACCUGCUGUUGUGUUCAUUGAAAUUAUUAAAAGGAAUCCUAUUUCAGGCAAAGAGGUUCCAGUUUCGAGCGGCUCUGGGUUUGUCAUCGGUCAGGAUGGGCUGAUCAUCACAAACGCUCACGUGGUGGCAAACAAACGAGGAGUUAAAGUGAAGCUAGCCAACGGAGACACAUAUAAUGCAGUGGUUCAGGAUAUGGACCAAGUCGCUGAUAUUGCCACCAUAAAAAUCAAUGCCAAGCACCCUCUCCCAACCCUCUCUCUGGGUCGCUCCUCAGAUGUCCGGCAGGGUGAGUUUGUGGUUGCCAUGGGGAGUCCCUUAGCUUUGCGCAACACCAUCACCUCUGGGAUUGUGAGCUCGGUGCAGCGAGGAGGCCAGGAGCUGGGCCUCUCCAACUCCAACAUGGAUUACAUUCAGACUGACGCCGCUAUUGAUUUCGGGAACUCAGGUGGACCCCUUAUAAAUCUGGAUGGUGAUGUCAUUGGUAUCAACACCAUGAAAGUGACGGCAAGCAUCUCCUUCGCCAUUCCUUCAGACCAUCUCAGGCAAUUCUUGAGCACUGCAGAGAAGAGAAAUUCUCGGUUUGGUGGAUCAGAAAUGAAAAAACGCUAUAUUGGUGUAGUGAUGCUUACACUCACUCCCAGAAUCAUUGCAGAGUUGAAGCUUCGUGAUCCUGGUUUCCCGGAUGUAACCCACGGUGUGUUGAGUCACAGGAUCAUCAUGGGCUCUCCUGCAUACCAAGCUGGAAUGAAACCUGGAGAUAUCGUCAUUGAGAUCAAUGGACAUACAGUGAAGACUGCUGAAGAAAUCUACAAUGCAGUGCGGACCUGUGACAGUAUUAACAUGGUAGUGAAGCGUGGGCAGGACCUGCUAAUGCUGCACAUGACCCCUGAAAUUACAGAGUGAAGGGUUUCGCAGCACUGUAGUGAAGGAGGAGUCUAUAUAAAAGAGACCACAUCCUGCUUGUGUGGUGUAAUGGCAAUUCUCAGGCCUUGUGAAAGGGGAUUUUUUUUUUUAUUAAUGACAGUUUGCGGGCAAGUGACAAUGAUGUAUGUGUGUUUAGGUCAUGAAAUAUUUGUAGUGAUGCCCUCAAUGAAAGAUAAUUUUUUCUUAAUGCUGCAGGUAAUGGUGUAGUUUGUUAAUGUCAGAUCUGUCGUUUUCUACGGUUGCUUUACAACAGCUGAGGAGCAAGGGGGAAGAGGGUGUAGCAAUCAACUGAGUAUCUCUACAGUGAUGUAGAUCUACAGAGUGUAGAGAAAUUCAGCAGCAAUAUCAGGAACAUUACAUUUAUUACACAGCUUGUGCAGCGAGGAAAUCCACAGUCUGAUUUGAAUAACCGCUGCCCUCUGCUUCACAGAAUGUCAUAAUGAUAUCUGGCAGGAGACCAAACAUUACUUUUAAAAAAUAAAGAUGUGAUGAACAGUUAAAAAGGCAACGCGAAUUAGCCCCGGUUUGUAGCAGCUUUUCUACUAGAUGUUCUUGCACACUUAAGGGCCUGACUCAAUGAACUGUUAGCUGGUAAAAUAAGGGUUUUAGGAAAAUACCAAACCAUGUAAUGAGCAAACUUGUAUCGAUGAUCAAAAUAAAUAACAUCUUGCAAGGAGCAGUGUCCUUCCUGGAAAUGCAUUUCCUGUUUCGAAUUUGGUCUCAUAAAAUAGGAAUCUAGUUUGAAAGUGAUGAAACCAAUAAAUAAAAUUCAAAUGAAAUCCUCGACUAAGCCAGAGAUGUUUAAAUGUUCUGGGUUUUUUUUUGUGUUUUUUUUUUAAAUGAUAUUUUGUAAUCUUAAGACAUGUACUGUAUGUUUACAAUUUGCACAUAUUUGAUUUACUUACUAAUGCAUUUGACUACAGUCAUUGUGUUAUUAAUCUGUGUUGCCUCACAAUGUUAUGUUAACCAUACAGUAAUUACUUGUACAUCGUAAGUCAGUGUGAAGUGGAACAGAAUACGAGUGAUUUGUGGAUAAGAGAAUGCAUACAUAGUAGACAGGGUCAUUCAAAAGUCAGCCAAUGAAGUUCUGUUCCACAUAGAAUUCUAUUUCUAUUGCAAGCCUGAUAAGACUGUCCCCAUAUAAAUUCCGUUAUGAAAUAAAACUGCUUUUACAUGUCUGCUUGCUAUCUAAGAGCAGGUUGAUCAUGUCAUGGUUCUCUGUUUACCUUACAGCGUGUCUACUUUCAUGAAAACAACAAGAGCCUUCCUCUGUAACUGCUGUACAUGUUUUGUUUUAUGAAUAAAAAGUAAUUUAUUAAGGGUA
Molecule: messenger RNA, 2786 nt
Organism: Polyodon spathula (Mississippi paddlefish)
Lineage: Eukaryota; Metazoa; Chordata; Actinopteri; Acipenseriformes; Polyodontidae
Product: serine protease HTRA2, mitochondrial-like
Exons: 8
Coding region: 98-1441 (447 amino acids)
Biological process (GO): positive regulation of apoptotic process; programmed cell death; proteolysis
Cellular component (GO): mitochondrion
Molecular function (GO): protein binding; serine-type endopeptidase activity
Source: RefSeq, a predicted model, not a curated record